Guillardia theta CCMP2712 is the source of this 276-nucleotide messenger RNA. RefSeq lists its product as hypothetical. The transcript has 4 exons. Gene Ontology annotation, biological process: proton transmembrane transport. The record is from RefSeq and is a predicted model, not a curated record. Gene Ontology annotation, molecular function: proton-transporting ATPase activity, rotational mechanism. The coding region runs from base 1 to 276 and encodes 91 amino acids. Lineage: Eukaryota; Cryptophyceae; Pyrenomonadales; Geminigeraceae. Gene Ontology annotation, cellular component: proton-transporting V-type ATPase, V0 domain.
AUGACGCCUCAAUGGCGGGGUCUCGUGAACGGGACUGUUAUCUACAUCGCCCUCGGCAUCGUCGCUCUAUGCUUUGUCGUCUGCAUCUCGAAGCCGAACAAGCCUUUGUACACAGUUAGCGUCAUUUUGACAACCGUUUGCACAUGGUUGUUGUGGGCCUGCUGCUACAUGUCGCAGAUGUAUCCUAUCCUGUAUCCUAUGCUGGGUGCAGCUCCGGGCGACGGCCACGGGGGAGGGGAUCACUCUGCAGUUGAUCCUCACAACACAGGCCAUUAA